Messenger RNA from Cantharellus anzutake, 2274 nucleotides. RefSeq lists its product as uncharacterized. The record is from RefSeq and is a predicted model, not a curated record. Gene Ontology annotation, molecular function: phosphatase activity. Lineage: Eukaryota; Fungi; Basidiomycota; Agaricomycetes; Cantharellales; Hydnaceae. Bases 1 to 2274 code for a protein of 757 amino acids. The transcript is spliced from 6 exons. Gene Ontology annotation, biological process: dephosphorylation.
AUGGAUUCCAUACGCAUCGCCAAAGUAGAACGGGUGCAAUAUAAUAAAGGACCGAUACGCGUCGAAGGCACUCUUCACUUGACGGCCCACCAUCUCAUAUUCAAGUAUGAAGGGGGGAAUGGAGAGCAGGAAGUAUGGAUACCUUACCCUCUAAUCUCCACCGUGACACGCCUCCCUCUGUCCCUGUAUGGCCAAUCUCCUCUGGCAUUCGGAUCGAGAAACUUCGAAUACUUCACUUUUGUUUUUACAAAAGAGAAGGAUGCAAUGGAUGUCUUCGAGAGCGUGAAAGAGCUCACCGUCUCCCCUUCAGUGACAAGUCUUUAUGCAUAUUUUUAUCAACCAAAUCCACCACUCAGCAGCAACGAUGGGUGGUUUAUCUAUAACUCUCGUCAGGAGUUUACUAGAAUGGGCAUAGGAUCGAGGACCAAGGCUUGGCGCUUCACAGACAUCAACAAGGAUUACACAUUUUGCCCCACAUAUCCAUCUUUGCUUGUGGUUCCGGCCAAGAUUAGCGACACAGUGCUCACUUACGGUGGCAAGUACCGCAGCAAAGCGCGAAUUCCGGCUGCCUCAAUAACACGAUCCAGCCAACCUGCUGUUGGUUUAACAAACAACCGAUCAAUACAAGAUGAAAAGCUUAUUGAGGCCAUCUUCCAAUCCCAUCACUUGGUUGCCUCCCCUUUUGCAACUAUUCCCCAGCGUUCGACAGUAUUUGGCGCGACGGCGACCAAUCUUAUUAUCGACGCUAGGUCUGGUACAAGUGGAGUCGCCAAUGUGGUACGGGGUGGCGGAACAGAGAACAUGGAUUAUUAUAGGGAAGGGAGGAAAGCUUACCUCGGAGUGGAGAAUAUUCACGUUAUGCGGGAUUCGCUUGCCAAAGUGGUGGAUGUGCUUCGUGAAGGUGAUACGUCAGCACCAAUACCUGGCACGAGCGAACGGAGCGAUGAUAGACGCAUUGGGGUUCUAGAUCGCCAAGGCCUCAGGAGGUCAGGAUGGCUAAAGCACAUUUCGGCUCUUUUGGAAGGCGCAGUCAUUAUCAUCAAAAAUGUCCACAUCAAUUCAUCACAUGUACUCAUUCAUUGCUCCGAUGGAUGGGACCGGACGGCCCAACUUUCAAGCCUUUCUCAGCUUUGUUUAGACCCAUACUACCGUACGUAUCGCGGUUUCCAAGUCCUCAUUGAGAAGGAUUGGGUGUCUUUCGGUCAUCGUUUCCUGGAUCGAUGCGGCCAUCUCUCAUCAGAGAAGUUCUUCUUGACACUCAACAAUGACGGGGAUGGGCCACAAACCUUCCUUGCAUCCGUCCAGAACAAGUUCGUCUCCCCAUCGCAUCUGAAGGAGACGAGUCCCGUGUUCCACCAAUUCUUGGAAUGCGUUCGACAAAUCCAGCGCCAAUAUCCAAAGAGAUUCGAAUUCAACGAGCGUUUCUUGGAGAGAUUGCAUUAUCAUGUUUACUCAUGUCAGUUUGGAACGUUCUUGUUCAACAAUGAACGUGACAGACGGUUUUCUGUUGACGGAGCAUCGAAACCUGCCAUCGCCUGUACACAAUCCGUCUGGGACUUCCUGAAUUCCGAGUCCGAGAAGAGUUCAUUCCUGAACCCUGAUUAUGACUCGUCUCUGGACUCCAAAGAUGACCGCUCCUCGGACAUGGGAGUUCUCAUUCCGAAUCCCAAGGAUGUGCGGUUUUGGCACGAACUGUACGGGCGAACUGAUGAAGAGAUGAAUGGACGCAGUGUCGAUGUUCAGACAGCUGGAGCGGAGGCGCCAGAUUCCGUUGACGAGGAUACGGAUGGUCCUGCAAUAAACCUCAGUUCGACCUUGCCCUCGACGGAUACGCAAGAGUUAUCGAGACCUUUUCUUCUGCAGCGACAAGCAUCCUUUCUACCUCCCGCACCCCGAUCGCCCUCUCCUCGGCCCCCCUCUAAUACAUAUAUUCCACCACUAACCAGCUCUUCAACAUCGGUAACUAGCCAGGCGUUAGAAUCUCGGUCCACCACCCCUCCAACUUUCCCGAGUCCUUCCUCUCCUUCUGCAAUUCGAAGGCAGCAAACUGGAGCGUUCGGACUUCCGACAGGAGGUAUGAAGUCCAUGUGGGCACAGUUCUCGUCUAAUGCCAGUGCCGCAUUCUCUGCCGUACAGGAGGCUUACGACGGAGCCGCGAAGGAACUGUUAGGUGGUGGGGAGCCUCUUCGGGAAAGGGGCAGGACCAGGACGGAGGACUCAGAGCGGGGGACUACAGGAAGCGACGACGACCAAAGACAACCAACAUCGUCCUGA